UAAGAUGUGAAAACAACUUUAAAACUAAAAAGAUAUAUAAAACAUAUGUACACGCAACAAGUUGUUAUAUAGAUCUAGUACGAUAUCGACAUUUAAAACGUAAACACACUUGUUAAGCUAUUAAGCAAAAAUUAAUUAAGAAUAUGAAAUCCUUAACUGUAGUAAGCAUUUUAGCAGGAGCUAUACUAUUGCUGACCGUAGUAGUUCAGGCCAAUAAUAUUACCUGGGGUUAUGUUGGUCCCUACGAUCGUCUAUUGGCCACCGAUUAUGUCUAUAAGCCUAGCAGUUGGUUUAGCAAACAAACCGCUGAAGUUGUCUAUCCACCUAAAGGCCAUAUCAACUAUGUGACUUUGACUGCCAUUAAAGCCUGGGAUUUUGGUGGCCGCAAACAGUUCGGUUAUGCCUCUUUGGUAAGAGGUGGUCCUGGUCAUCGUAAUGCUACUAUUCACUUGAAGUCUCAAAGUGGCAAAGCUUUGAAUUUCACCAUUCAAUAUUUUGGACGUUAAAGGGAAUUUUUUUAUUUUUUAUUGCUUGUGGAUCUCUACUUAUUAUGAAACAGUGUGAAAACCCUUAAGAUUUGUGGAUUAAAAGAAAUAAAUAAAUUAUUUUGAAGAAAAUAAGUCUAAAUGGA
Messenger RNA from Lucilia cuprina (Australian sheep blowfly), 631 nucleotides. Its product is annotated as probable salivary secreted peptide. The transcript is spliced from 2 exons. Lineage: Eukaryota; Metazoa; Arthropoda; Insecta; Diptera; Calliphoridae. The record is from RefSeq and is a predicted model, not a curated record. The coding region runs from base 144 to 506 and encodes 120 amino acids.